GCGUUAAAUGACAAAUCUAUCAAAACAAGUUUUUUAUUUGUAUUUCAUCAAACCAAAAAUAAAAUGAGAAAUUCUCAUUGUGGAAUUGGGUUGAAAAAUAUAUUUAAUUGAGAUUGUUAUUGAAAAAGAUUCAAUUAAAUCAGAUAUUUCACCAAUCCAGACUAUGCCAGCAAUUCAAAUGUGAGUGUGAUAAGGAUGGAAUGAAUGGAGAAAAAGCAACUGUGAUAACAUGAAAAUCGGGUUUUAGCCAAAAACGGUGCGUAUCUCUUCAUUGAAAUGGAUUGAUGCUUCAGUUCGAUUUAUACUCUUGAUAUUAGUUCAGGCGUCUUUUUCGUUUGUAUGUUGUUUUCGUAUUCAGAACAACGACUUUAAUAGAGGCAGUUGAUCUAGCAUACGUCUGGCAUUGCCGAUCAAGUGAGAAACGAUCACCGCCACAUCUCAAUCACACAAAAACAUCGUCAAACGACAAUACAUCGUUAUAGAUAGAAACGUAUUGGGCAGUAUCAGUUGUUAGUUAUUGUGUGCGUCCUUCCACUAAGGCUGUAUACAGCGCAUUACACCUUAGUUUCUGUCACUUGGAAACGAUUAAUUCAAUUAUAGUUGGUGUUUCCGUGCAUUGAAUGUUAUUUAUAUUGUUGUCACUAAUAUUUGUCGCAGUAAUUUGAAUUUAUUUUUGGGAACGUUGAUAAGCGAGAAAGAAAUGGCCAACGAAUAAGCUAACAAAUAGUGUUUGAAAGGAGUAACACAAAAUUAUCGUCAUCUUCACCAUCAUCACCUCCGGUCAUUUGUUUCAUUGGAAAGGAUGCUAACAUCCAAUUAUACUUGAGCAAAUGGAGUGUAAAUAUUGUGGAGUGUUGUUCAUUUUAAGUGUUAUCACACUAAAUAUUGUGACUGGUCAAAGCAGAUCAGACUAUCAAAUUCCACAGCCAACCGCUGUAGUUUUGUCGCGAGGUUUUCGCAUUUCAAUUCCAGAUGCGAAUGGGAUUCUUCUAUAUGCAUUUCACGGAAAGAUUAAUAAAGAGAUUCAAGCAAAUGAAGUUGGCGACUUUUAUGGGGAAGCUAGAACUAAGUCAAGUGGAUGGUGGUCUUAUGAAAAUAAUCAGUAUCAAUUACAACGUGGGGAUGUCCUUCACUUUUGGAUAUAUGUUCAACAUGGAAACUUUGGGUACCGCUUAGACAAUCAACGAUAUGUAUAUCCAGAUCAUUUUGUUUACGAUUCUCAUUAUGGAGGAUCAAGUGGAUUAAGUGGAUCAAGUGGAUCAGGAGGAUCGAUUGGAUCAAGUGAUGACGUGAAUUAUAGUAAUGGUGGUGUUUCAUCAUGGGAACAAGAAUACACAACACAAAGAACAACCAGAACCACACCAAUUUUCGUUUAUGAAGAGCCAAACAUAUAUACACAACCGCAAACACAAUACCAAGAAUACACGACAAGACCAUCCCGACCAACGGUGAGACCUACACGAACAAGCACAACUAGACCUACUACAAGGUCUACAACAAGAGCUACUUCGACAAACUAUUGGCCCGGAACCACAGAACCAAAUCAUUAUCAUCAACAAAACCAACAGCAACAACAACACCAACAAAUAAAUCAAAACAACCAAUACAAUAAUCAGCAGCAAAGCCAAAAUCAAUACAACGAACAAAAUCAAUAUAAUCAACAAAACCAACAAAAUCAUCACAGUCAACAGAAUCAGAACAAUCAACAAAGUCAUCAAAAUUGUCAGCCAUCUAUAACUACAGUCAAUAGAAAACGUGUCAGUUGUAAGGGAACUUUGAUAUUUGAAGAACAAUUCAAUCAGGGUUUACUUGAUCGUUGGAGUCAAGAUGUUAGAAUGCCUUUAGAAUUUGAGGAUGCUGAAUUUGUGCUUUACGAAAAUUAUCCGAGUGUGUGGAAUGUGUCCAAUGGAAAUUUGAACAUAUUUCCAAAACUGUUGUAUCGUGUUCAUGAAUCGGGAUUUUCAGAAACUGAUAUACGUUCUGGUCAUUUUCUCAUUGACUCCAGGGAGUGUACAUCGUUCAUUGAUCCAAAACAGGAAUGCGAGAGACAAGCAGGAUUGAAACGGAUUUUGCCGCCAGUUGUUUCGACCAAGUUCCGUUCGAAAAAAACAUUCAACUUUAAAUAUGGCAGGGUUGAAAUUCGUGCGAAAUUGCCGAAGGGAGACUGGAUUUUUCCUCAAAUAUUUUUGGAACCAUCAGACAAUAUAUAUAGAGGAACAGGGGACUUGGCUUAUUUAAAUGGUCAAAUUCGUAUCGCCUUCAUUCGCGGGAAUGAAAUCUUAGAAAAAUCAGACGGUAUCCCACUUGAUGGCAAAAUUCUGACUGGUAUUUGUGUGAUCGCCAACGGUGAUACAGUUCGUGAGGCUGCUCGAAAAAGUAUUCAUUUUGGAACGGAGCACUUUGGAAAUGAUUUCCACACGUAUUCGGUCGUUUGGACUAGUUCAAGCAUAAAAUUUUUAGUGGACGGCAUCGAAUUCGGAACGGAUACUGGCGGCUAUAAACAAUUGAAAUCUAUUGCAAAUGCGAUUUAUUGGGAAGCAGGGACAAAUAUGGCACCAUUCGAUCAAGAAUUUCACAUAGCCCUUGGUGUGGGCGUUGGCGGAAAUGCGGAUUUUCCAGAUAAUUCACAGACUGGAUGGCUAAAGACACCAAAACCUUGGGAAAAUACGUCACCAAAGGCAGAACUGAGCUUUUACAUGAAUGCUGAUGAAUGGUACUCAACGUGGAAUAGCCGGGAUUCCGGUCUGAUUGUUGACUAUGUGAAAGUCUAUUCCGUAUAAAAUCAAAGAAAACUGAUAUUUUUGAUAAUUUUCUAUAUUUAUUAAAAUGUGUUUUCAUCCAAAAUCAAAA
Messenger RNA from Sitodiplosis mosellana (orange wheat blossom midge), 2850 nucleotides. Its product is annotated as gram-negative bacteria-binding protein 1-like. Gene Ontology annotation, molecular function: carbohydrate binding; hydrolase activity, hydrolyzing O-glycosyl compounds. The transcript is spliced from 11 exons. NCBI's taxonomy places the organism in Eukaryota, Metazoa, Arthropoda, Insecta, Diptera, Cecidomyiidae. Bases 831 to 2780 code for a protein of 649 amino acids. The record is from RefSeq and is a predicted model, not a curated record. Gene Ontology annotation, biological process: carbohydrate metabolic process.